AUGCCCUUCUUCUACUCCAAGCCCAUCGGCGGCCGCAACUUCGGCACUAGCACCGCCACGGCGUUCACCGUGGCCCCUGGCGCUUCCGCAUCGGCCGUUUCCACUGCUUCAGAUAGGCGCGACGCCGUUCCCACGGCGUCAAGGUGUCGGUGCGAUGACGAGAGCAACAUCACCUACUCCGUGCGGGUGUCAAGGGCGCCUUCCUUCCUCACCUUGACGACACCUACCACAAAACCAGACUACGACAUUUUCAUUUUUAUUCAUUAA
This is a messenger RNA of Colletotrichum spaethianum, 267 nucleotides long. RefSeq lists its product as uncharacterized. The transcript has 2 exons. The record is from RefSeq and is a predicted model, not a curated record. NCBI's taxonomy places the organism in Eukaryota, Fungi, Ascomycota, Sordariomycetes, Glomerellales, Glomerellaceae. Bases 1 to 267 code for a protein of 88 amino acids.